GCGCCAUUUCAAAAUGUCUAUUACAGACGCCUAUUUUGACAGCUCUCAUCGAUUAAUCAAGUCAGAAAUUAUCGCCGAAAAGUAUUUAUCAAGCAAAUCAAUUUUUUUUUUCUGUAACGUAAUCGAUUUUCUUCGAUUAAUAAUUGGUCGAUUCAAUAACAUUUUAUGGAAUUAAAUUCUACCGUUAAUAAAACUCAAUUCGAGUUGGAAAUAAAUAUGAUGAACGAACUGGAUAAUAGAAGACGUUCAAGAAAAGCAUCGAAAGCUGAUAACAUCAAGCUGAUGCGUGCCAUGAAUUAUACCAAAGUUUUGACACCAAAAAACAUGAAAUCUGAAGUUUGGGGUUAUUUUGGCUUUCCCGGCAAUGAAAAUAACGAUAUUGUUACCAAAAAUGUUUUAAUUUGCACAAUUUGUUACGUUAUGUUCAGAAAUAACAGAAAUACGACAAAUUUAAGGAUGCAUUUGGAAAGAGUGCAUAAAGUGGAUCUUGGCUUAUCUAGAAAUAAUCCCAAAAGCACCGAUUCAUUUGAAAACAAUGAUUCUGAACUUUACCCAGCUUCACCAUCAUCUUUAUCUCCUAAAUCAAAACAAUCAAAACCAAAAAUGAAAAUAUACCGAGCCAAUGAUUUACCAGAUUAUAAAAGUGAAGGAACUUUCGAUCCAUUGAUGGAAAAUUCAAUGGAUGUCGAUAAUUCUCCCAUAUUUCCAGAUCAUGACAAUACUUUUCCAGUUAUACCGAAAAAGGAAAUUACUGAGCCAAUCCGACAUUCCUUACAGCCCUCCGAUUUGAUAGAGGAAUCCACAUGUAUAUUGGAAUUAGGAAGAAAUAUAAAAGAAAAGCCAUUAGGAAUUAUUACAUUACUGAGAAAUAUGAUUAUCACAGAUCUGAUGCCCCCGUGUAGCAUAGAAAAUGAAGGUUUUCGUAGGUUAAUUCAAAAUUUAACAAAAUCUAGCAUACCCACAAGAAAUGAUAUUGAAAACGAAAUUCGAUCUCUAUACGAAACAAAAUUAAAAGAUUUAAUUUUUGAACUCAAAUAUAUAACAAAUAAAAAUCCGUAUUCUUUGAGCUAUGAAAUAUGGGAAAGUGUCGAAAACACAGUUUUUAUAACAUUUUACGUUCAUUACUUAACAUUGAAUGGUACAAAAGAAACGUUGAAGGAAGUCCUGUUUAAAACUUUAAAAUUAACAAAUUACACAAAUUUUGACGAACUCUUUGAACAUAUAAAUUUGAAAAAUUGUGCUGGAAUUAUAGCUGCUUACAGCACUGAUUCAAUUGAAGUUUUCUUUUCGAAAAAAAAAAUUCCGAUUUUGCCAUGCUUUGAAUGUAUUGUGAAAAAUGCAAUAAAUAAAGUUCUCAGUUUGCCAAGUGUAGAAAAUGUCUAUGCCGAAAUCAAGGAAACAUUGCAGGAUUUUUUAACUAAUCACGAAAUAGAAACUCCUUGCGAAAAUCGAAAUAUGACAUGGGCUAAAUAUAAUAUAAUAAAAUUUUUUGUUGAAAAUGUAGUUUGGCCAGAUGAUCCCAACAAUGAAUUACUUCCUAAAGCUAAAAAUAUACUUGAUAUUAUAUCGCCCUUAAAAAUAACUAUAGAUUCUUUGGCAGAAGAACCCGAUGCACUUAAUUCUGUCUCAAAGCCUUUGGCAAUGCAAUUAGUCGACAACCAUUUUCGUGCAAAUGAUGAUGAUACACAAAUAGCAGCUGAAAUUAAAGAAAUCGUAUAUGUCGAAUUGGCAAACAAUAUUUUAUCAAAUGAAAUGUUUACUGUGACAGCGUUUUUGGAUCCUAGAUUUCGACAAUAUCUCGGAGAAGAUGCUUAUCCCACUGCAAAACACUAUCUUUUGGAUAAAGCCAAAGAACUUAAUAUAGUUUCAUGUGCAGAUAAAAAUAAUGAUACAAACACUAAUGAGAGUGUCAAUCAAGAUGAUUUAAAUAGUUCCCAGAAAAAAGGCUUAAAACAACUUUUUGUAAAAAAGGAUUUACUAGUUAAAACUAAUGUUGUUACAAACGAAAGUUUUGAAAAUGAUUUAAAAAAAUAUUCACUUAAUGCCAGUGCUGAUUUGGAUGAAUCACCUUUAGAAUGGUGGAAUCGUUAUGGGUAUUCUUAUGGAAAUUUAAAAAAGGUUGCCAAUAUUUACAAUUCGAUGCCUUGUUUAUGCAACAAAGUUUCAUUAAAGUCUAUUGAAAAACAGAUUGAAUUUGAAGAUAAAAAAUUGAAUUUAAGAGGAAAUUUAAUUAAUGAGAUUUUGUUUUUGAAUUAUAACUAUGAUGCUGGAAAUUUCUCAUAA
Condylostylus longicornis is the source of this 2283-nucleotide messenger RNA. RefSeq lists its product as uncharacterized. The record is from RefSeq and is a predicted model, not a curated record. Bases 166 to 2283 code for a protein of 705 amino acids. Gene Ontology annotation, molecular function: DNA binding. The transcript is spliced from 7 exons. NCBI's taxonomy places the organism in Eukaryota, Metazoa, Arthropoda, Insecta, Diptera, Dolichopodidae.